Molecule: messenger RNA, 1923 nt
Organism: Pichia kudriavzevii
Lineage: Eukaryota; Fungi; Ascomycota; Pichiomycetes; Pichiales; Pichiaceae
Exons: 1
Coding region: 1-1923 (640 amino acids)
Biological process (GO): protein N-linked glycosylation
Cellular component (GO): endoplasmic reticulum membrane
Molecular function (GO): GDP-Man:Man(3)GlcNAc(2)-PP-Dol alpha-1,2-mannosyltransferase activity
Source: RefSeq, a predicted model, not a curated record
AUGACGAUGGACGCUUUUGAUACGGUAUCUCAAUCAGCAGUACCAAUCGAGCCAUUAUGGAAGGACUUUAUAGUUUCCAAACUAUACACUAUUUUCACAGUUUUGUUUGUGUGUGCAUAUGUCUUGAUUAACCAUACAAAGCCAUUCAUGGAAAGAUUAUUUAAUGUACCUGCCAAUGAUUACCGUGAUAUGCUUAGAAAAGUAGUGAAUAACCCAAGCGGAUUGAUACCUAAAAAUAAGGUGGGUAUUAAAAUUACUGCACUAAGGAGACGAUUGAUCAUGGGCGCCCAUAAUCCACAGGUGUAUUCGACUUUACCACUGAAUAGUGAGAGCAAAGGUAGAUUGGUUGACAAUCGUGACGAAAAGUAUUAUAGGCUAAGAGUGGCCCAGGUUGACAGAUUGGAUGAAGAGAGGAGAAAAACAUUUUUGAUGAAUAUCAAACCUAUUGAUGUUAACGAUCCUCAAAGGAAAACCUUAUUCGGAUUUUUCCACCCCUUCAGUUAUGCCUCUGGUGGCGGUGAAAAAGUUCUCUGGGAAGCGGUUAUGUCCACUUUAAAGAACAGCCCAAAUAACAUUGCUGUGAUAUAUACUUUCACGCCGUCUAGCAAUUCAUCAGUCUUUUCGAUUCUAGACAACGUCAAAAAUACCUUUGGUGUUGAUUUCUUAAGAAAUGAUAGAGAGACAUUGAGAAACAGACUCGUGUUUAUACAUCUCUCUGAUAAGUAUCAAUGGUUGAUUAAUGGACAAUCAUACAAGAUCCUGAGUAUUGUCGGACAAGCGAUUGGCAGUCUACUUUUAGUCUUUUCAGGUUUGAAGCAACUUGUACCUGAUGUAUUUGUCGAUACCAUUGGAUUGCCAUUUAGCUAUAUUUAUGUUUGCGCAUUUCUUGAUCUACCAAUCAUCAGUUAUAUCCAUUAUCCAACGGUCAGCAGGGACAUGUUAUUUGCUGCAUCUCAAAUCAAAGGUGUUUAUGGAAUUUUGAAAUAUUGGUAUUGGUGGAGUCUUUUGAAGAUUUAUGCGAUAAAUAUAAAGGUGGUUGAUAUCGUAUUGUACAAUUCAACGUGGACAGCUGAAAAUGUCCAAGAAGCGUGUAAGGGCUCUGUCGAUGAUGAGAAUCUAAGUGACCAUAUACUAUACCCACCAUGUGUCAGUGCAGACGACCUUGAAUUUGACAGAAUAUCUACAUCUGAAUUACUAGAAAAUAAGAGGGAAAGAAUAAUUGUGUACCUUGCACAAUUCAGACCCGAGAAGCGACACAUUCUACUACUCAGACAUUACAAGGAAUAUCUUAGUAAAACAAAUGAUCCUUAUAAACUGGUAUUUAUUGGUUCUGUUCGGGAGGGAAAGGAUGAGAAGUUCAUUAGUGAUCUUCAAGGGGAGGCUUUAAAAUUAGGAAUACCGCCGGAAUUUGUUGUUUUUGAAUUGAAUGCGCCAACAGAAAUCGUUUAUAAAUGGCUACGGAAGGCCGAUUAUGGUAUCAAUUGUAUGUGGAAGGAACAUUUUGGAAUAGCCGUCGUUGAAUAUAUGUUGAAUGGAGCCAUCCCCCUAUCCCAUGCAAGUGCUGGUCCACUGAAUGAUAUUGUUGUGCCUGUCAUCAAUGGUAAAGCAACUAAUAGGAAGCAGUUAUCUAGUAUCGUCAAGAUAGAAUCGUAUCAGAGAUCCGGGUUGUUUUUCCGGGAUGAGACAGAUCCAGAUUAUAAAGGCACUAUUAGCGCAUAUCCUACAUUAACGGAGAUGCUCGUUUCUGCAACAGAAAUGAGUGAAGUUGGGAAGCAGACAAUGAGGGAGAAUGCCAUCCACGUUGCCAGAGAGAAGUUUGGCAGAGGCGCUUUCUCUGCAAAGUGGAAUAAAAGCAUCUCAAAAGCUCUAUUUAUCGAGAGGGUGCGUCGUUCCAAUAGAGGAAAAGUUGAACAGCUGUACUGA